This is a messenger RNA of Aplosporella prunicola CBS 121167, 581 nucleotides long. RefSeq lists its product as uncharacterized. The transcript has a single exon. The coding region runs from base 18 to 272 and encodes 84 amino acids. NCBI's taxonomy places the organism in Eukaryota, Fungi, Ascomycota, Dothideomycetes, Botryosphaeriales, Aplosporellaceae. The record is from RefSeq and is a predicted model, not a curated record.
CGGCCUUCGCGACAGACAUGUACCUACCUACCAGACACUUGGCUAGCACGCACACGCACCAAGCUCCUCUUCUCCCUCUCCUCUCCCUUCGUAGGCAGUACCCACCCCCUCGGCUCCCAGCGGCGCAGCCCUCAGCUCCCGUGACCGUCGAAGAUCCUCGCGUAGCUGCACGCCUGCCCAUCGUACCCACAAGGCCGAAAAGCCGCACCCACACGCAGUGGAGCCCAGGCAGCACGGCCGCUCACGCUUUCGGCGGCCGGGCUUUGGGCUGACUUGCUCGAUCCCGACCUGCUUCUCCACCUCUCUGGCACGCAUACGGCUUGGUACGAUAUAGCAAGCCUGUUAGAACCCAAGCCUCAGCCAGCGUCGACACCUACACGAGGUCUUGUAUUGUACGGCGUAAGGUAGAUAGGUAGGAACGAGCCGCCCGCCCGCCCGUCCGUUGUUCCGUCCGGCCCGCCCCGCUGCACAGCCCGCACUGCACACGCCCACCUACCUACCCAGGCAUGCAUGCAUGCAUGUACUACGUAUGCCGCGCUUCCCGCCGUCAGCAUCUUAAAUCUUCUAUCUUCAUUUUUUUU